Athalia rosae (coleseed sawfly) is the source of this 3284-nucleotide messenger RNA. RefSeq names its product methylosome protein 50-like. Gene Ontology annotation, cellular component: methylosome. Gene Ontology annotation, biological process: oocyte axis specification. Bases 115 to 1128 code for a protein of 337 amino acids. Lineage: Eukaryota; Metazoa; Arthropoda; Insecta; Hymenoptera; Athaliidae. The transcript is spliced from 6 exons. Gene Ontology annotation, molecular function: protein binding. The record is from RefSeq and is a predicted model, not a curated record.
GUUGUUAGUUGUCGGUUCGUUUUUUACGUUCGCGUUGUUCGAAGUAACCGCUGUGUGUUUGCGAUAACUUUGUUAUUUUACUGUUAAUUGUUAAUAACUACAGUAGGUUUUAUUAUGGAAUCCUUACAAUCAGAUCUGGAACCUCAUCUAAAUGCUGAGAUUUAUAGAAAUUUGACACCGGCCGAUACACCGCCGACCCUUGACCGGCACUUACAGUUUAUCCUAAUUUCUAAAGAUAUAGGAGCUAUAUUGGGUGCGAGCGAUUUAACAGGUCGUUACUGGAGCGGCACCAUUUGGUAUUUCAAAGAUCAUUCUAAGAUCGAUAGAAAUAAUCCAACCGCUGCUAGGGUAAUGGAAAGUGGUGUUUGUGAUGCUGCCGCUCUUAAUGAAACAAACAAAUUUGUUGUCGGUGAAGACAGCGGAGUUAUACAAAUUCUCAGUAUCAACGAAAUGGCUGAUACACAUACCCACGAACUCCAAUGCCUAGGAUAUUCCUUUGACCAUGAUGAUAGUAUCACUUCAAUUUCAACAUUCGAUGACAACAUUCGCCUAGUUACUACAGCAAUGGAUUACUGCAUAAAAGUGUGGGACAUGGUGGAAUUGUAUUCAACACACUCAUUUAGUCCUGCUCAUACUGAAAUAAUUACUUGCGUGCAAUCGCAACCAAAAUCUAGCAAUGUUUUCGCAUCUACAUCGCUUGAUCGGGACGUACUUUUGUGGGAUCUGAGGCAAUCAAAGCCAGCAAAAAGUAUACUCAAAGAUGCCGAUAGCGGGUUGACUGCUGCAGCAUGGAAUCCCGACAAUGAACAUGAAAUUGUUAUAGGCGAUUCAGAUGGUAAACUGUUAUUACUUGAUGUCAGACAAGAAAGUCGAGAACCAGUAUUCCAAAGCCCCAAAGCAUUGUCCAGAAGUGUCCAUAGGCUUUUAUUUAACAAAACCAAAUCUCAUCAACUCGCUGGAUGCUGUGAUAGUACAGAGGUAAAAGUGUUCGAUACGAGCAAUGAGAUGAAUGUGAUAUACGAAGAUAAAAGACAUCAGCAUUUUGUUCGUGGACUAGCUUGGGACGAUAAUUCUUUGGUGACAGCUUCAUGGGAUAGCACUGUUGCAAAACAUGUCAUACCUGCGUAACUCCCAGCCGUUUCGAUCUGGAUAUCUUCUUCAAUUCCAGAGUUUCCGUUGCAACGAACGUUCAAAGUAAGUCCACCGGUUGAGACGCUUCUUUGGUUUAUAAAGAAAACUAACUAAAUAAAAUAAAAGGAAAUGAAAUGAAAUAAAAUAAGAUCGAACAAAUUCCGCUAUUUAUUACAAGUCACGACCCGCAGAGUAUAUAAUAAGAUAAACAAAUGCCUUUUAUGGUCCGUGUCUAAAUUCGUAAUUACUAACGAAAGAACAACUUUUUAUGUAACAUCUUUUCUUACAACUGCUGCGCCCGACCGGACGGUACAUAUAAAUUAUAUAGAUAUAUAAAUUUAUAUAUUUAUAUAUAGACAUAAAUAUACAGUAGAUGGCAUAUGAAAAGUGUAGUGCACCGCCAUCAGCAGCACGGUUUAAAAUAAGAUCUCUCCGAACUGUUCCGAGAUAAUUAUCAAUAUAAUAUGUAUAACUUCUCCAUUAGUAAAUACAUAUAUCUAUUCGUCCACUGCAUCAGUCACGGGAUCCUCAAAACCUACAUUCAUCUAAAAGCACCCAACUAUAACUAACCAUUCCGCAAUAAAACCAUAAAUCACGCUCUACUCAUCGCGUCCAACGUUAUGCCAUUCCGUAGGAGAAGGUCAUUUUUUACCACAUUCAGUAACCGCUGAUUAUUCCAAUUAACUCUUUCAACGCCAAAUUUCCUCAUUUUACUUAUGUAUAUCAUUUUAAAUACGAACUUUUUUCAUGUUCCAAAAAACACCUUCAGAAAACACCACCCGUUACAGUUAAUUCAUCCUACUAUACGUAUUUAUAACUGCGCUGAUAUCACCUGAAAAAACAUCAUACCAAAUACCCGCUUUCCCUUGUAAAAUGAUACGGUGAUCGUAUACAUGUAUAUAGUUAUAUAUAUUUUUACAUCGAUCUAAUAGCAAAAAAAUGACCGAAUAAAUGAAAAAAGAAGAAAAAUAUUGAGUAGAGAGGAAAAAACGUGAAGAGAAAAAAAAAGAAAGAAAGAAAGAGAGAGAAAACUAGGAAAGGGCCUGGAGGAAAUUAUAGGGCAACGUUAAGACUUCAGAUUUUAAAACUGUCCAUAAAAAAGUGGUAAAAAUAAUUGAAGAAUCUGAUAUGUAGCUGCUGGAGUAAAAAAAAUUAGAUUCCUUAUUACGUUUGUCUCUAUGACGGAGAUUGGAAUAUUGGAUUAUUAGCGAGGAUUAUUAUCACGUUAUGUUAGAAAUGAAUGAAGAUAUUCCGUAUAAAGGAGUGGCUUUGUACGGGCAGGAUGUUGAAGCAUUAUUUAUUAUUAUUGGUACUAUUGUUAUUAUCAUCAAAUUCUGUAAUGAUUAUUAUUAACGAAUGGUGCAAAUCGAGUUCAAUGAUACCUGCAACCAAGAAUUAAUAAUUUCCUGUAUUUAAUUGUCGUCGCCAGCGGGAAUUAGAGGAUCACAAUCAGAAUUACUCUAUUUCUGAUCGUAUUCUUUUAGAGUUCGUUGCCUCUGCAGAGAUGAACCGUAUUGUAUACAUGUGUACAGUAUACUACAGCAAUUUAUCUCUUUAUUAGAUUUAGUCAGUUUUGUUUUUCGUCGUACAUUUUUUCAUUUAAUUUUUUUAUAUCUGGUUCAUCAGUUCGUUUUUGCUGACAAAUGAUAUCAGAAUUGUAGAGAAUCUCAAUUUUUCCAUGACCUCGAUGCAAAUCACAUAAUAGUCAUAACAAUUUACACCGGGCCAUAUAGUGAAUAGAAAAAGAAGAAAAGGUCUUAGUUGAAAACACAUCAGGCUCAGAAUAAAAAUUGUUGGAAUUGCGGUAAAAGCGGUGAAUUUUCUAUGUCCGAACUAGAUGCAGUCAAAUGUAAUCACGCGAUUUAUUACAGCCGCGAUCACUCGUGCAGGGUCGCGCUCUAAAUAUCAUCAUUGCACAGUUGCCGUUCUAAACAACCAAAGAAUAAGAUAAAAAGAAUUGAAAGAAAGGACUUCUAUCGGAAUCCAGGGCAAAGAUGUAAAUUAUAUUAAAACAAGGGAUGAUUCUUUCCCACUAUCAAUACAUUCCUUUCCUAAUUUGUUAAGAUCAAAGUUAUCGCUUUAUGUAUUCCGGAUUUCGCAUCCCAAGCAGAUUAAAAAACAAAUAAACAAACACUACUUUCAUAAUGUUUUAA